UCAAAUCGGUUUCCAAUGGCCCAAAAGUUGGAAGCCAAAGGAGGAAAUGGAGGCAAGGAAUGGGAUGAUGGAGCCAACCAUGAAGGUGUAUCACAGACUUAUGUACGAGAGGGUUGUCAAGGCAUAUUUGAGUCCAUCAAGUUCGACUAUGUCGAAAAUAGACAACCUAAAGCUGGACUAAUCCAUGGUGGCUCGGCCUCGGACCAUUGUUUCACCUAGUGGUUUGAUCUUAACCAUACCAUUGAUGAACAUAUUCUAUCUAUAAAGUGUUACUAAGAAGGUGUGAUACAAGGACUUGUGAUGAAAACCAACAUCAGGACUUCUGCACCCAUGGGUUAUAACAUUCGCCCUAAUACUUUGUUUAAACUUGAAGUCAAAGGAAAAAAUAUCAUUGGGUUUCAUGGAUCUUCUGACAAAAACCUUCACUCUCUGAGAGCUUAUUUCGGAAUGAUUUCUCCUGCUAAUUUGGAAUACUAA
Messenger RNA from Eutrema salsugineum, 477 nucleotides. RefSeq names its product jacalin-related lectin 15. NCBI's taxonomy places the organism in Eukaryota, Viridiplantae, Streptophyta, Magnoliopsida, Brassicales, Brassicaceae. The record is from RefSeq and is a predicted model, not a curated record.